Bombina bombina (fire-bellied toad) is the source of this 1448-nucleotide messenger RNA. RefSeq names its product coiled-coil domain containing 137 (gene CCDC137). NCBI's taxonomy places the organism in Eukaryota, Metazoa, Chordata, Amphibia, Anura, Bombinatoridae. The record is from RefSeq and is a predicted model, not a curated record. The coding region runs from base 1 to 861 and encodes 286 amino acids. The transcript is spliced from 6 exons.
AUGUCCAGCCUUCUGAUUUGCAGUAACAUGAGGGGAAAGUACUCGUCCUCCUGUGUGUCCUGUUCUGCUAUUUUGACCAUUGGUGGGCUGUAUUUCUCAAUUUUUCCUGCUACAAAUGUGUGCUUUGUGGUUUGUUUAAUGGUCAGCCAUGAGAAAAAGAAGAUUAAUUCAAAGCCACAGGAUCUUGACUUUCAAGAAAUACCUUUUAAGCUUCGUGAAAUAAUGAGGAGCAAGAUGGAAAUGCAAAACCCCAAGAAAAAGAGAAAACGUAUGCCAGAGAAACAAGGGCCACAAAAUGCAGAGCUUCAAACAGAAAUCCAAGUUCCUAAGUUCAAGAAGAGGAAGAGAGAGUCUGUUGGAGCCUAUCUUAAUCGUAUGGACCAGGAGACAAAGCAUGUCAUGUUCCUCAGCAAGAACCAACCGGACCGAGAGCCAGAGAACGAACUAGAUAUACCAGACGAUGGCACCACGAAAAACGAAAAAUCCAAGAAAAAGAAAGCGUUUGACAGGAGGAGGCUGGAUAAAAUUUUGAGAAAGAAGGAAGAAAAGCGAGAAAGUAUUCUGGAGAAGGAAAUGUUCAAAGAUGAGGUGAAGUUUGGGGAAGUCGUUAUGCAGCCUCCAUCUUUUACAUCCAAGCCAAGGAAGAGUGCACCUCAAUCCAAGGCAGGAGAGAAGUCUCUUCUCCUGAAAAAGCUAUUCGACAAAGGAAGUGCUGUGACUAAGGUCCCUACAAUAUCGCCCGCACGGCAGAGGCUGAUGGAAGAAGAGCGUGGUAGAGUGGUACAAGCUUACAGGGACCUGAAGAAGAAACAGCUGGAGCAGAGCGCAAGCAAUAAACAUUUGUAUAAAGCCAAAAGUUAAAUUACUAGAUUACAUUAUGGACAGAGAACUAUUGGACACGAGUGGCCCCAGUUGGGGUUCACAGUCUGACUUAUAAUGUGGUUUAAAACUACCAGGAAGACAUUGCUACCUGGGGGGUGGAGAAUUCUGACUUAUACUGCGAGUGGAAAUGUUGGUGAGCCUGAGUUCUACCUCUUUCCCCCCACCAGAAUUUCAUUAUGAAGUGAGAUCUUUUAUUAACCAGAUACUCAACUAAGUAAUUUGACUUUUACAGAGAACAAAAAAUGGCUUUUUAAUAUUGGUAUAUUCUUUAUAGAAGCUUUAAAAUCCCAACAUCCAUUGCUUGCGGUUCCUUGUGAAUAUAUGUUUAUAUGAAAAUUAAGAAUGGUAUUGUGAUAUUAAAUAAGCUUUUUGUAGUUUCUAGACUUUGCCACGUGAUAAACUGUGGGAAAGUCUUUUUGUAAAAAAAACAACAUCCCCAAAACAAUUCAGAAAGUUUGUUUUCUUUUUUUCUGUGUAGUUAGGGACAGUUACAAAUUAUCUCCUGAACCUACUAAAUAAUCACUGUGUAGCAUGUUUCUAGGUUGAAUAAAUUAUAGUAAACCAUA